AUGCUGCGACGGUGGUCGAAUUGCGCUGCUGUCUUCUUAGCGGCUACGGCUGUGCACACCACGCAGCGCGAGAUGCACGGAAAGCCGACACAGUCGCACAAAGUCCGCACCCAACACAGCCGACGGUGGUGGACACAGUCGAAGGCCCGUCACCUCACAGCAAUGCCACACGAUGAGUGUAAGUCCCGUCCACACUUCCCUGCCUAUAACGAGGAUGUAGAUCGCCCCAUGUUGGUACCGGCCGGUGCAACUUGCUUCAAUUGCGAGAAGCCUAUUGACGAUAGGGACGUCAACAGCUACGUCUGGAUCCCAGCUGGAAAUGCCACGGUUCCAACGACGCAGGGGUACUUCUUUCACUUCAAAUGCUUCAAGUGUUGGAAAUGCAAGUACCGUCUAAUACACAACAAAUUUUACUCCAAGGACGGUAGGGCGUGGUGUGUUGCGUGCGCCCUGGGAAGGGACAUUCGCGUGCCCACGCGCCGUUGGCACACUUCCUACGUGAAUACACAUCGCACAGGCUCUAGAAUGUCGGGUCACUUUUUCCCACGGCACCAACAUCAGAUGGCAUUUUUGCUUGAUCCUAAUGAAUAG
Molecule: messenger RNA, 591 nt
Organism: Trypanosoma cruzi
Lineage: Eukaryota; Euglenozoa; Kinetoplastea; Trypanosomatida; Trypanosomatidae
Exons: 1
Coding region: 1-591 (196 amino acids)
Source: RefSeq, a predicted model, not a curated record